This is a messenger RNA of Marchantia polymorpha subsp. ruderalis, 5278 nucleotides long. The record is from the annotation of a GenBank genome assembly. Lineage: Eukaryota; Viridiplantae; Streptophyta; Marchantiopsida; Marchantiales; Marchantiaceae.
UAGCUGCCCAUUCUCGGAACCCAGCAGGGGAGACGAGGAGCGCAGGGUCGGAUCGAUCUGAGCGCAUGGAAGGCAAGGAAGGAGGAGGAGGAGGAGGAGGCGAUGGAUUCGUAAGGCGCUCGGUAGAGAUGCAGGGUUAGUGCGGGAGGGCGGGCGAUGAGGAGGUUGGAUUUCGUGAAGCGGAGGGCGGGCGGUGGCGAAGGAGCUGCUGCUGCUGCUGCUGCAGGGUGGAGACAUUGUGGCGAGUUGUUUUUGUUGGUGGCGGGCGAAUCGAGUGAUCUGGCGACGACGGACGGCAAUCGAGGAUUAGGUGGUGGUUCUCGGUGCGAGGCAGUAGACGCGUAGAUCAGGUGGGGAGGUUGGCGGUGUGAAUUUGUGUGGAGGCGUUCGGAGGUCAGGGCAAAUUGUCGGGUAGAAUUUUCUGACAAAUUUUGGCAAGAAGAAGCAGAAGACGACGACCGUAUGCAGCUUGGUUUUUGUGUAGGACGAGAGCUGAGGGAGGGAGCGCUCGUUGAGAUGGAUGGGUGAAGAAUGGAAAAUUGCACUUGACCGUGCACUGGCUGCAGCGCCGAAUGCAGACCUUGUCAUGGGUCAUAACGGGAUAUUUCGAAAUGAUUCGAUUGAUACAGUUGAAGGGUCGAGUAACAGUACAGGUCUGGGCGUGGAAGGAAUCUUACGUCAGUCAGCAGAUGUAGAUGAAGUUGAGCGUAGGCUCCGUGACUAUGAGGUGGGGCAUAACCAGUUUGGGCCAGAUGAAGACGCUCAUGUCAUUGGAGACUGUAUAAAGCACGUGUUGAGGGAGUUGCCAUCUUCACCAGUGCCCACCACGUGCUGCACUGCUCUUCUUGAAGCUCAUAGUCGGGCAUCGGUCGUUUACGCUCCUGAUCUGCCCGCUCUCCGCAAACGCUUCAGGAUGUUGGUGAUUCUGGUGCUUUGUUGCAUCCAGCUCGGUGCUUGCGCCGUUGGUCAGGAGGAUACCACCUUCAGAGAAAUAAGCAGAAUCAAGACUCUUGUUGAGACUCUACAGGAUCCAGAUUUCGAUGCACGUGCAGAAUCGGCCGGGAAAGAGCAUGGCAGCAUCAACAUCGAGAGUGGACUUCCUCUGGCUUCCUCCGUCGAGGCGCAUAUGGGCCAGCAACAAGCACACGACGGUCCCAGGAGCCAGCGAGAGCUGCAGCAGUUUAAACUUCAGGACCAAGCCGUCAAAACUUUGUUAACGAAUCGACAUGAGCCUCUCCAUCGUUUUCAGGAGGAAUCUGCACACUCCAGAGCAAUAUCCCGCACUUUGCUCCAAGACAGCUUCGGGGAGGCCGAUGCGCUCCUGCAAUUCAAGGCCGAAAUCGAAUACUACACGCACAACGCUUUGGAUGGAUGGACAACGGGGAAUCGCUCCGCCUACUGCUCGUGGACGAGGGUCAUCUGCGACGAUGAGCUGCACGUGAUCUCCCUCAACUUCUCCAGGCUGUGGAUGAACGGCACUUUGGGUCCUUCGUUUGAGCAAGCUCGAAUACCUCGUGGACCUCGAUCUGAGCCACAUUUCCCUGUUGAGCGAGCUUCCCGUGGAAUGGGGCCGGCUGCAGAGACUGCAGACCUUGAACGUCCACGAUAAUUUUCUCUUCGGUGGUGUUCCCGCAGAGUACGGCAACAUGUCCAGCCUACGAGUCCUCUACAUCGGAGCACAGGAAGAGUUCUUCAACGGGUUCAUUCCGGAGGAGCUGGGUCUGCUCUCUGAGCUCGAGGCAACAUGUCCAGCCUACGAGUCCUCUACAUCGGAGCACAGGAAGAGUUCUUCAAGGGGUUCAUUCCGGAGGAGUUGGGUCUGCUCUCUGAGCUCGAGGUUCUGGCCCUGGGCGCGGUCUUCAAUUUCGGCUUACAGCAGGAGUACUUCCUUUACCAGUCAAACGAGAUGAGAGGCCCCAUUCCCAAGUCCAUCGCCAACUGCACGAAGCUGUGGUACUUGGAUUUCUUCGGCAACAACUAUCUGACGGGUCCCAUUCCGAGAGAGUACGGCCAGCUCGUCAAUCUGGAGUAUCUGAGCUUCGAGCAGAACAAUUUCACAGGCUCCAUCCCAUCCGAGCUGGGCAACCUGACGAAGAUCAAGUAUCUGCACUUGGGAUUCAAUGCCUUGGAGGGAGAGUUCCCCGUGGAGCUGGCGUCGCUGUCGGAGCUCAAGUUCCUGAACGUGAGGAACAACUUCCUGACGGGGAGUUUUCUGACAGUGGAGUCCACUUCGUGGAGUCGGCUCGAAAAGCUCUUCAUCGACGGGAACAACUUUCGUGGCGCCUUUCCCAGAGCUGUGACGGCCAUGACGGCGCUGACGAUCUUGUACAUGUUCGACAACGACUUCACCGGCGGCCUCCCCGAGAAUCUGGGGCAGCUGGCCAACCUCCAAGUGUUCGAUUUCAGCAGCAACCAUCUAGACGGGGAAUUGCCCGACAGCCUCAACAACUGCACGCAGCUCCAAUGGCUGCAGGCAGGGGACAACAAUCUCACGGGCACGCUGGACCCGCUGAGAAACCUCUCGCUGCUCUAUCUGAUAGCAGCAGGGAACAACAAUCUCACGGGCACGCUGGACCCGCUGAGAAACCUCUCGGUGCUUAUAUCCCUGUUCGCAGAGAACAACAGGUUCACGAGCACGCUGGACCCGCUGAGAAACCUCUCGCUGCUCGAAUCCCUGUACGCAGAGAACAACAGGUUCACGGGCACGCUGGACCCGCUGAGAAACCUCUCGAUGCUUAUAUCCCUGUUCGCAGAGAACAACAGGUUCACGGGCACGCUGGACCCGAUGAGAAACCUGUCGCUGCUCUAUCGGAUAAAAAUAUCGAACAACAAUUUCACGGGCACGCUGGAGCCUUUGAGAAACCUCUCGCAGCUCCUUUACCUGAACGCAGUGAACAACAGGCUCACGGGCACGCUGGAGCCGCUGAGAAACCUCUCGAUGCUCGGUUACCUGCUCGCAACGAACAACAAUCUCAAUGGCACUCUGGAGCCGCUGAGAGAUCUCUUGAUGCACUCGAACGGCAUCAUGUACUUGCUCCUGAACGACAACAACUUUCGAGGCCACAUUCCCUCCGAGCUCGGCAAGCUGUCGAACUUGAAGCUCCUCUUCCUGCACAAUAACGGGCUGUCGGGGCCCAUACCAACGAGCUUGGCCGACCUAGAGAGCACCAACGAGAUCAAUCUGGGCAACAAUUCUCUGACGGGAGGAAUCCCUCCAGAGCUGGGGCGACUGCAGUACAUGGAGUAUCUCGUCCUCCACAGCAACAACCUCACGGGAACCAUUCCCGCGUCUCUGGCGAACUGCAGCUCCCUGAGAAAAAUUAGGCUGAGCAAAAACAAGCUCACGGGCCCAGUCACUCAGAUUGACUUCUUGCAGCUGCGAUCCCUCGAGACCUUCUCUGUCAACGGGAACCAGCUGAGCGGAGAGUUUCCCGUGAGCGUGUACAACUGCACGGAACUGAAGCUCCUGGACCUGAGCAGCAAUGAAUUCUCAGAGGAGCUCCCCGACAACUACGAGUACUCUCAGCCAGUGCUGCGCAAAUUGCGAGUUUUGAAAUUAUCAUCCAACAAAUUCGGCGGCAGCGUGCCCGGCUGGAUCUGGAAGCUUCCGGAGCUGCAAGUGCUCGACUUGUCGCACAACUCGUUCACGGGAGUGUGCCCGACCAAUCUCUCGGGCUUGGAAGGCUUUAUUCGACUCGAAGCGUCGCCAGACGACGCCGGGGGAAGCAGCAGUGUCAUGGACGACUUCAUCCCUGUACGUGUCCAGGUGGACGGGGGGAAAUUGCUCGAGCAAAUCUCCAUUGAGGCCAAAGGUUCGCGACUCGACCUCGAGUACGUCCUCGAGACUCUAUUCUCCAUCGACCUGUCAUACAACCAGCUCUCUGGGAGGCUCACGUACGCGCUUGGAGACCUGCGCGGAUUGACGUACUUGAAUCUGACGCACAAUAAUUUCUCGGGCGAAAUCCCUCAGGUUUUCGAAGAUCUGCUGCGUCUCCAGUCGCUGGAUUUGUCGGCCAACUAUCUCACGGGGAAGAUUCCUGCGGUGCUGAGCAGGCCCAGCUUGAGCUAUCUGAAUCUCUCCUACAACUUCCUCGAGGGCGAGAUCCCCACGGCGAAUGCUUUCUCCACGAGGUACGACAUUUCGUCCUUCAAGCCCGGGAACGAUCAGCUCUGCGGGGCCCGCUCGAGACCACUUGUGCGGCGCAAGACAGCAACGCAAGCGGAAGCUCGGCCACACUCGGGGCUCCGCCGUUCGAGCUUCUGGAUGGUACAUUCUGGCGGGCCUUCGAGAUCGGAAUUCCGAUCGGGGUCGUGAUUGUGAUCGGGGUCGUGAUCGGAACGCUGAGAACAAUGCCCUGCGCACGACACUGGCUACUGCAUACUCAAGAUUUCGCUCGCCAUUUCAGUAAAGGUAGAUACGGAGUGUUCAACGAACCGACAUAGACUGAAUCAUUCAGCAGCUGACUGAUGCGUACGCGACUGCUCGCUUUGCACCCGGCUGGACCCCGGGGUCCAACCGGGGCUUACGAGAUUCCGCAUGAAUGGGGACUCGUUGUCCGCCAUACACAUGUGCUACUGCUGCUGGGCCUGUAGAUAGCACAGCGUUGUCUGCACUGAGUUGUUCCAAUUGGACUGUGUAAAGUAGAGCCAGAUUCCACGACGAUUCAUGAUUGCAGGAUUACUCCUCUUGGGAGCUUUUGUCUCCAGAUUGGAGAAGCUUCAUUGUAAUUACUUGAUGGGACCGUUGGAGACUCGAAUCAGUUGAUGAGACCCACCACGUUUCAGUUUAUGAUAGGACCACAUUUGACAGAAAUGCAUGUCUCUCCUCCCUGAAGAACUCAGGAAUCCUUUCCUCUCGACGGGGUCCACUUCCAGCGACGAGACUUCCACACUUUCGCUUUAUCAGACUGGGAAAUGAUUCUUGGAUCUAUUCGCUGAACGUAACCUGGCCGCUUUCCAGAUGCGCUCAGACUUCCAGAAAGUCUCGGCUUCCAUAAGACUGCAGCUGGGAUCGAGAAAGACAGUUCACAGGAAGCUGAUCAGAUGCAUGUUCAACCAAGCAGGAUCGACUUCGACGUCCUGAUCAGGCGACUCCUCCGUCAAUGUCACAGACAAUUUAGUACAGCCCGUUCUAAUGCUUCCAAUGGAGACCCGCCACAUGUUAAAACUAACUCCAAUAAUUGAGCCCCUUCACUGGGAGACGUACCUUGUUACAACGUUCAUGCAUAUCAGUCCACAAGUUUGAGGAUCGAAACCACUACGGGCGAAAAUAUGGCAG